GGCAAUGAAAGCCAAUCACCGGGGAAAUAUGUCCCACUGAUGACCAUAGCGAGGUUUGGAACGCUAUAACGGCGUGUCCGGUUAGGGAUCUCGGUGUGGGAGACAAGAGAUCAUGGCGAAACAUCACCCGGAUCUCAUUUUCUGCAGGAAGCAGGCAGGAGUGGCCAUUGGUAGACUAUGUGAAAAAUGUGACGGGAAGUGUGUAAUUUGUGACUCCUACGUGCGCCCCUGUACUCUGGUGCGGAUCUGCGAUGAGUGCAACUAUGGGUCUUACCAGGGACGUUGUGUGAUCUGUGGGGGCCCAGGAGUAUCCGAUGCUUACUACUGCAAGGAGUGCACCAUUCAAGAGAAAGAUAGAGACGGUUGCCCCAAAAUUGUAAAUUUGGGUAGUUCCAAAACAGAUCUUUUCUAUGAGAGAAAGAAGUAUGGAUUUAAGAAGAGGUAGUCUAUGCUCUGGAUCCUGGGAGGAUAACAAAGUAGUAUUUGUUUUGUUGGAACUGCAUGGAUUUUCUAUGGUUAUUAACAAUGUCAAUAAAGUGUAUGGUUUUUACAACAA
This is a messenger RNA of Pseudophryne corroboree (corroboree frog), 556 nucleotides long. RefSeq names its product PHD finger protein 5A (gene PHF5A). NCBI's taxonomy places the organism in Eukaryota, Metazoa, Chordata, Amphibia, Anura, Myobatrachidae. The transcript has 4 exons. Gene Ontology annotation, biological process: mRNA splicing, via spliceosome. The coding region runs from base 113 to 445 and encodes 110 amino acids. Gene Ontology annotation, cellular component: U12-type spliceosomal complex; catalytic step 2 spliceosome; precatalytic spliceosome. The record is from RefSeq and is a predicted model, not a curated record.